Messenger RNA from Aspergillus alliaceus, 1729 nucleotides. Its product is annotated as chitin synthase export chaperone. Lineage: Eukaryota; Fungi; Ascomycota; Eurotiomycetes; Eurotiales; Aspergillaceae. The transcript has 2 exons. Gene Ontology annotation, biological process: protein folding. Gene Ontology annotation, cellular component: endoplasmic reticulum membrane. The record is from RefSeq and is a predicted model, not a curated record. The coding region runs from base 562 to 1629 and encodes 355 amino acids.
UGCAUGGCCAGGCUUGUCGGUAACCUUAAGUGGUCUCAUUCGACCUUCUUGGAGAAAAGUGAAUCUGUAACUCUGUAUAGGAAGGCGUCAACAUCCUAACCAGAGGCGGCUAGUCUGCUUCUUUAGGGCCUAGAUAAACAAGUUACCGAAAUGGGCUAGCGUGGAGGCAAGCCUAUCCGGGGAUAGCAGCACUAAUCCGAGAAUAGCAACAAAGGGACUAAGCUUCUCCCGGUUAGCCUUGAUCUGGCUCUAGCGUACCUCGUGAUUCUGGAUUCCAGAAGCCUCAGACCAGGAGAAACAUUCCAAAAUCCCUCGUCGAACGCUAAAUUGCGGUCGCCUCAUUCUCGGGAUCUCACUCCCACGCCUUCGUUUUUGCGAAAUACAUCAGUCAUUCGCUGCGGACUUUUCAGUGGAUUCCGCGGAAGUCAUAUUUGGCUCACUAGAAACCCGCCCCCCGUCCGUCGUUGUGGAGACGGCUCGGAUCCGCUCACCUUGCGAUAUCAUCGAACGAUCCAAACAAACCUACCGCUAUCCUACUCUCAGCUUCAACGGGUUGUCGAGAUGGGGUUCGGUGACUUCGACACCAUCUGCCAGAAGGCAGCGCUGCCGCUGUGCUCCCUCGUGGGUCCGGCCUCCUCGAUAUCAGGCGCAACUGGCAUCAUCCCCAACUGCUACGCGCGAAACAUCGAGCUGGCCAACACAAUCAUUUUCGAAGGCGCCGCAUCUUUCGUUCACAUCAUUGCGCUAGGCAUGACGGUCAUCAUGAUCCUGCACAUCAGAUCCAAGUUCACCGCCGUCGGUCGCAAGGAAAUCAUUACCUUCUUUUACAUCUACAUGCUCUUGACAAUGUGCUCUCUGGUCAUCGACGCCGGGGUGGUCCCGCCUCGGAGCGGCCCGUUCCCUUAUUUCGUCGCCGUGCAAAACGGACUGACCUCCGCCCUGUGCACGAGUUUACUUGUCAACGGAUUCGUCGGAUUCCAGCUCUACGAGGACGGAACAGCACUGUCAGUCUGGCUCCUGCGUCUAACCUCAGCAGUGAUGUUCGCCAUCUCGUUCGUCAUCUCCCUCCUAACCUUCAAGUCAUGGGGCGGACUCAGCCCCACCAACACCAUCGGCAUGUUCAUCGUCCUGUAUCUCCUCAACGCCAUAUGCAUCGCCGUCUACCUCGUCAUGCAACUCCUACUGGUCAUGAAUACGCUCGAGGACCGCUGGCCCCUCGGCCACAUCGUAUUCGGCCUCCUUGUCUUCAUAUGCGGUCAGGUGCUCCUCUACGCUUUCAGUGACACCAUCUGCGAGAAUGUCCAGCAUUACUUGGAUGGCCUGUUCUUCACCUCCAUCUGUAACCUGUUGGCCGUCAUGAUGGUGUACAAGGUACGUCGGUCUUGGUUUCUAUUAUCUAAACCCUGCUCCACCUUAAUCAAACGGCGCGCUGAUCAUCCGCAGUUCUGGGAUUACAUUACAAAAGAAGAUCUCGAGUUCUCCGUCGGCAUUAAGCCAAAUACGUGGGAGGUCAAGGAAUUACUCCCAGAGGAAGACCGUCGGGCGACUACUUACCAGGACACAAAUUCGGAGUAUGCCGGAAGCAUGUAUCAUCACCGCGCAUCAGCCUACAACAGUCACAAUUGUUAAAUUUAGUUAAAUUCCAUUAGGUGUGAUCGGAUUUAAGGUGAGAGUCAUUUUUUCUUUCCCCUUUUAUUUUUUCUUGGGUCUUGCUCGCAGCGAUAGUCGU